Messenger RNA from Osmia bicornis bicornis, 1842 nucleotides. RefSeq lists its product as uncharacterized. The transcript has a single exon. Gene Ontology annotation, biological process: proteolysis. Gene Ontology annotation, molecular function: nucleic acid binding; aspartic-type endopeptidase activity; zinc ion binding. The record is from RefSeq and is a predicted model, not a curated record. The coding region runs from base 1 to 1842 and encodes 613 amino acids. Lineage: Eukaryota; Metazoa; Arthropoda; Insecta; Hymenoptera; Megachilidae.
AUGGACAGAGAAGAUAAGUUUCAAUACCUAAUACAAGCUACAGUGCCCGGUUCGCGCGCCUCGGAAUUAGUGACAAGUUAUCCGCCAACUGGUGAAAAUUACGAAAAGGUUAUUGACAGUCUAAAAAAUAGAUUUGGGCGUGAAGAUGUGCGUGAAUUAUUACAGUUAGUCUUACAGAACGCGAUUUCGCCUACAAGGAAUAUGCAGCUAUCGACGUUGUAUGAUAAAAUCGAGUCUUAUUUGAGAGCUUUGGAAUCGCUGGGUGUUACUACGGACAAGUGUGCAGCAAUGCUGUUUCCGCUAGUCGAAUCUUCAUUACCUGAAGAGUUGCUACGAGCGUGGCAAAGGAGUAAUGCUGUUCAAUAUACAUUGGCGCCGCGUGCAGAUAACACGUCGACGCAAUCUCAAGAUCGAUUAACGCGGCUCAUAAAAUUUUUGGAAGCGGAAGUGCAAAACGAGCUGCGAAUUACGAUGGCGGUAAAAGGUUUUGAUUUAAAAGUGAGUGAUAACAGUGAGGCUAAUAGACAAAGGAAACCACGUACACAUCAUGAUCAUAAAGAAGUCCCCAGUGCGGCUGGACUGUUUGCUACGAAAGUUCGCGAAAAUCUUUGUAUAUUUUGCGGAGGUAAAGAUCACGUUGGUGAUAACUGUUUCAAGGCGAAGAAAAUGAGUUUUUCAGAAAAACGGGAAAUGGUUAAGCGAAAGAAUGCUUGUUUUUACUGUUUGAAAAUUGGGCAUGGUGCUAAGAUGUGUCGCGUGUACGUAAAAUGUGGAAAGUGCUCGCGACGCCACGUUACAGUGAUGUGUCCGGCUGAGAGUUUUGAAGGUGAUAAGGGUAGUCCUCAAAAGACUGUGACGGACAAGGGCAACAUACCGAAAGAGUGUAAUAUGGCUAGUGUUUGUAAUGAUCCGCAAGUUUAUUUACCAACGCUCCGUGCUAAAUUAAAGAGUGAAACGACUGAUCGCAUUGUAAGAGUUGUGGUGGAUACUGGUUCCCAAAAGUCGUACAUUACUAAGGAGGUUGCGGCUCAGGUAGCCUACGAGCCAAUUGCGGAGCAGCAAUUAAACCAUUCGUUGUUUGGCGGCACAAAGUCAGGCAUAAGGAAGCAUAAGAAGUAUUGGGUAAGACUGGUCAGUUUAGAUGACAGUUUUGCAUGUAAGUUUGCUGCUUUUGAUCAAGAUGUUGUUUGUGUUGACGUGCCCUUGGUUGAAAGAGGCGAAUGGUGUAAUGAGCUGCAAGAAAAUAUUCACAUAUCGGAUUUGGGAAGCCACGAACAGUCAAUCAAUGUGCUUAUUGGAGCAGAUAUUGCAGGCAAAUUUUUAACGGGACAACAUCAGGUAUUGAGCUGUGGGAUGGUAGCUGUCGAAACUCGGCUCGGAUGGACUAUUAUGGGGAAAGUACCCGGAACUGAAAAUCGCCGGGACCCUGUCAUCACAGCUAUAUCGAUGUUCGUGAAAGAAGAAAAUGUUGCUGAUUUAUGGUCGCUUGAAGUCUUGGGGAUUAAGGAUCCCAUUCACGUUAAAACUCAGAAGGAACAGGAGGAAAGCAUGAAGCAAGAGUUUUUGAAAACGGUAACCAUAAACCCGGAUGGCCGAUACGAAGUGGAGUUGCCGUGGGUAGAAAACCAUCCAGCGUUGAGUGACAAUAAAACUGUCGCCGUGCGUCGCCUUCAGUCUACAAUAAAGAAGCUACAGUUGGACGGAAAAUUUGAAGCAUAUGACGGUGUUUUGGAGCAGUGGGUAGAAGAAGGAAUCGUCGAAUACGUGCCCAAGGAAGAAGAGGAUCAAUGCAUUAUUUGCCGCACCGAGCCGUCCUCAAGGAGGGAAGUACAACAGCGGUGA